AGAAACCACUUUCAUUCACACAACACGUGUUUGGGCGCCAUCAUUAACUGAAUCCUUUUUCUUCAGUUUGAAAUUUGCGCCAGCUUCUUUAUUCUUCGUUCUUAUCUUUGUAAAAGAACUUUUUAAAUCAAUUAAUACGAUAUGUCUAUUGGCGUUCCAAUCAAGGUGCUGCACGAAGCAGAAGGUCACACCGUGACCUGUGAAACUACAACAGGCGAAGUUUACCGAGGAAAAUUGGUCGAAGCCGAAGACAACAUGAAUUGCCAAAUGUCCAAUAUUAAUGUAACAUAUCGCGAUGGACGUGUGGCUACGUUGGAGAAUGUGUUUAUUCGCGGUAGUAAAAUACGAUUUUUGAUUUUACCAGAUAUGUUAAAGAAUGCUCCCAUGUUUAAGAAAGUCCAGGGCAAAGGUGGAACCAGCGGCGGAGCUGGCCGCGGAAAAUCUGCUAUUUUACGUGCGCAAGCUGCCCGAGGUCGAGGUCGUGGAGGUCGAGGAAAUGUGUUCCAAAGAAGAAAAUAGUUUUUAUUUAUUUCUACUUUUUUAUUUUUUAAAUCAAUUUUUUUAAUAUUAUUAUUAUUUUUGUAUCAAUCAACCUAGACUUCUCAUAUCCUCAAGAUCCUUUCUAUACAGACCAGAUAGUCGGAAUAUCAUCAAACUGUCAUGAACUCAAGUUUUUCUCAUUCCUACCUUUUUUCACCACCUCUCUCCCUCUCUUUCUCUCUCACACAUUUUUUUCUCAUGCAAUAAAUAUUUCUUCAUUUUAUAA
Octopus bimaculoides (California two-spot octopus) is the source of this 766-nucleotide messenger RNA. RefSeq names its product small nuclear ribonucleoprotein Sm D3. The record is from RefSeq and is a predicted model, not a curated record. Lineage: Eukaryota; Metazoa; Mollusca; Cephalopoda; Octopoda; Octopodidae. Gene Ontology annotation, molecular function: RNA binding. Gene Ontology annotation, cellular component: spliceosomal complex. Gene Ontology annotation, biological process: RNA processing; spliceosomal snRNP assembly.